Trichobilharzia regenti is the source of this 686-nucleotide messenger RNA. The record is from the annotation of a GenBank genome assembly. Lineage: Eukaryota; Metazoa; Platyhelminthes; Trematoda; Strigeidida; Schistosomatidae.
AUGAAAUUCAACCAGAAGAUUUCAUAAAACGUGUGGAGCUCAAGGAAAGAUAUGAAGAGUUGAUUGAAUGCAUAGACUGUCAUCAGCCGGCUAUACAUCAGAUAGACGGGGAGUUGAAUACAAUCAGUCAGAAUUUAGCCUUGAUUGCUAGCAAAUUGAAUGAUCCUGACUGUGAUGCUCAUCUAACUGGCACGAGUUUAUCAACUACUGGUGCACUCUUUAAACAGAUACUUGGAUUAGAAGAGAUCGAGUUAGAAAUUAGACAAACUGACGAAAAUCUGUGUGAAAUAAAGUUUAAUCCGCUGUUCACUACAGACUCCUGUCAGACAGAAGGAAUUCAGAAGAGACUGGAGUCCACUGAAGGUGAACUAAUCGAUAUGCAAUUUGCUAUAGAUAACAAGCUAAAGCAUUUGAAGCAAUUCCAUCAGAGAUUAGAUGAAUUCACAGAAUCUAUUAAAACCCAAUUGGUAUGGAUAAGAGAACAAGAAAGUGAAUUGGAACAAUACACCAUAAGGCAUAAUAAUAACGAAUCCGAAGCUUUGGAGAAAGAACUCAAUGACUUUUAUAUGCUUAUUAUAAAACUUAAUCAUUAUCAAAGAGAUAGUCUACAGCCAAUGCUGAAUACUUACGAUAAACUGACGCGCAACAAUUUCAAUCCAAAUGAAGUUGUUGCGCGUCAGUUUAUC